Messenger RNA from Gadus morhua (Atlantic cod), 1125 nucleotides. Its product is annotated as voltage-dependent L-type calcium channel subunit alpha-1F-like. NCBI's taxonomy places the organism in Eukaryota, Metazoa, Chordata, Actinopteri, Gadiformes, Gadidae. The transcript has 7 exons. Bases 351 to 944 code for a protein of 197 amino acids. The record is from RefSeq and is a predicted model, not a curated record.
AGGACAGAGAGGAGAGUGACGUCAACUCCAGAGAGAGGAGUGGUUGCUAUGGUAACGGAGAUGGCCGGCACACAGCUCGGAGGCGCCUCCUUCCGGCCACGCCAACAGGUCGUAAGCCGUCCUUCAACAUCCACUGUCUGAGCAGACAGGGGAGUUCAGAUGAUCUCCCACCCCCUGGGACCUACCACCACCCCUCCUCCCCCCGUAGGACACACACUCAGUCUGGGGGUUAUGAGUCUCGUUCCGUGCUGGGCUCCUCCUGGGCUCACCCCUGCCCGACGCGCGGGCGCCUCCUCUACGCUCCUCUCAUCCUGGUCGAGGAGGACAGCAACUCCUCCUGGGGAGGAGAGAUGAAGAAAGGAGGCCGGGAAGGAGGAGGUGAGGAGAGGGAGGCCGGUCUAGCAGGGCGUCACCCUCCUCUGCAGAGGGUCAAGUCCUCCGAUGGGGUCAGUGUGACUGGUGUUCCCUCCAGAGUGGGCUGGUACAGUGGUGGUCCUGGGAUGGCAGCAGAGCAGGGCUCCCCCUACAGGGCCUACAGCUCCCUGCGGGUCCCAGGCCAGCUGGGUCCCCACGGCGGUCAGAAGAGAGGCUCUGCAGACAGUCUGGUGGAGGCUGUGCUGGUCUCGGAGGGUCUGGGUCUUUACGCCAGAGAUCCGAAGUUCGUGGCGUUCGCCAAGCGUGAGAUCGCGGACGCGUGUCACAUGACGGUGGAGGAGAUGGAGUCGGCGGCAAGCGACCUGCUCAGCAGAGGAAGCUGCAGGGGCGGGACAGGAAGCAGCAUCAUCAGCCACGCCGACAUGUCCCUCUACAGCGACGAGGAGCCAAUCAGAGCUGGCCGGGAGGAGGAGGCGGAGCUGGCCGACGAGAUGGCCUGUGGUGACCUCACUUCUAGGGGCGGGGCCAUGGAGGGCGGGGCCGUGGAGGGGCGGAGCCACGGACGCUGACAUGUUGUUGUGGACAACACAUGGGAAGGAAUGCUGAAUACCCAGCAGGCAUCAGGGCACAGAUCGGUGUCUGGGACUCUAGCGCCACCAUGGCAGCGAUACGACAAGACUCUUAAAGUCAGCAACAGACACUGACACCUCCUCUCUCUCCUCUCCUCUCCCUCUCCUCUCCUCUCCUCUC